This is a messenger RNA of Phalacrocorax carbo (great cormorant), 2723 nucleotides long. The record is from RefSeq and is a predicted model, not a curated record. Lineage: Eukaryota; Metazoa; Chordata; Aves; Suliformes; Phalacrocoracidae.
CCCGCCCCGGCGCUCCCGCCACCGCCCGCAGCCGCCGCGGCCCCCACGCCCGCCCGCGUCGGUGGAGGAUGGUGGCGGCCCGGGGCGCUGCCGCCCGCCGCGGAGCGCUGCUGCUGCUGCUCGCUGCCCUCGGGGUCUGCCGCCCGCGCCUCGCCCGUGCCGCAGCGUCCUGUCCCCGGAGCCUUGACUGUGCCCUGCAGCGUCGGGAGUUCUGCCCACCAGGGUCAGGCGCCUGUGGCCCUUGCCUACGCACCUUCCAGGAGGACGACCGUGGGCGAUGUAUCCAGAAGCAGCUCUCACCCAGUGGGCGGACGUCCGUUCCCAGCUUGGAGGAAGAAAUUGAUUUUCUGGCAGACGUGCUGGCCAGGCAAGAGGCUCCUCACCCCCACCAGCUGCGGGAUGGCAAGCCCAGGACCACCCUGGUCCCUGGCAGUGGCAGACAGCGCAUGGCCAGUGGGCUGAGAGAGGGGCUUCUGCAGCGGGGUCCCGCCAGCAGCAAGGCAGCUGCCACCCUCCCCACCUCCACUACCUCCACGGUCCAGAAGUACCCGGUGGAGGCAUCCCCCAUCCCUUCAAAUGACGAUGUGGUGCUUGGGCUGAUUGUGGUGUGCACAGUGGCUGGGAUCUCGGCACUGAUCGUGGCUGCAGUCUGCUGGUGCAGGCUGCAGAAGGAGGUCAGGCUGGCACAGAAAGCAGACUACGCGGCACAGCGAGCAGCCAGCCCCUUACCCUAUGACAAGAUCUCGCCUGGGGACAAGACACUGGCUCAGAGUGCCCAGAUGUACCACUACCAGCACCAAAAGCAGCAGAUGCUCUCCAUGGAGAAGCAUAAAGAGGAGCCCAAGCUGCCGGACUCAGCGUCAUCUGACGAGGAGAACGAGGAUGGAGACUUCACCGUGUACGAGUGCCCUGGGCUGGCUCCGACCGGAGAAAUGGAAGUGAGGAACCCGCUGUUUGACGACUCCUCCUUACACCCCUCGAACCCCAAGUCGCACCAGUAACACCCCUCCUCUCCUCUGCCCAAGCUCGCUACGGACUGUAUGCCCAACGCCAAAACCCGGCGGGGUGGCCACACCGGAGGGGCACCCGCAGCCGGGCAAAGGGGCGCGGACCCCACUCUGCCAGACUGUUUGAUGCCUGCCCAAUAAACACCCACUAACAGCUACGGGAGGGGGGAAUCGCCCCAUUUCCAGCAUUCUUGUCCUCUUUGCUGCUCUGAUCGCGUCCCUGCCUUGCCCUUCGCUCACUGCUCUCGGGGACACAGCAGUCCUGUGGGGCGGGUGGCCACUGCCUUGGCACAGAAACGGGGCUGGGGGAGGGGGGGAAUGCAGCGCUGCCUCUUUGCAUUUGGCUUUGAGAAGAGGGCUGCUGCCGUGGCUGUAGCUGGGCUGAUGCAACAGCAGCUGGGAAAGGACUGAAGAGGGGGUUGCAGAGCAGGAGAGGGGCCAGGGCGUCCGAGCAUGCUCAUGUCUGCAGGGAAAGGCAUCAGGGCUGCCCAGAGCCCCUUUGCCAGGGAUGGAGACUUCACACAGAGUGGGUGGCAUUGCUAAAGGCUCUGGUGCCUGGUCUGUCCCCUCGUCCCCAGCCUGGGCAGCCCCUGGUAGUAGGGUCCUGCUCCAGGAACCAAGAGCAGGAGCAGGCUUGGGCAGGCACUGGCAUCGCUCCCAGGAUACAUCUUCAGAUGCUGCUCUGUGCCAUGCCCAGCCGGAACCAGAGGCUCUGCCCUGGCCCCUGCACUGGCUCCAUCCCCUUCUAAGGGUGCUGGUCCUCUGAGGCCCUGGGGCGCAGACAGUCCUGGUGCAGCCGUGGCCUCUGACACCAUGCCGGACUAUGCAGGCAGAGGAUUUCCUUGUGGCAGCCCUGGGUGCUGGCUGGGCUCUCACCCCAGGCCUCCAUGGGGUGAAUGCUCAGAAGAGGCUCAGUGUUUUGGUCUUAAGCCUGUGUGGCCAAGGGGGAGGAAGGAGCAAGACUAGUGGGGUCUCAGAUGCCUGGGUGGAGUAGCCGAGGCACGGUGGCUUUGCUGUGCUGCUUCUCUGCCCCAUGGAGUCCAUGCCCUUUGCAGCAUCCCUGUGGAGCCUGGCCCGGCGCUCUCCCCAGGCAUCCCUCUGUGGCAGGGGACAGUCUCUGCCUCUCCAUCCCAGGCAUCCCCUGGGCUGCAGAGACCCCCUGCACCCCUCUACUGCCCGUAUCUGCAUCCGGGCUCACCAGCCCCCACCGACAAGUCCUUGCUCGGAGCCCAGCACUCUUCCCCAAAGCCUCCCUGGUGCAUUGGCUGUGACCCCUCCUGCAUAAGGCCCAGGACAAGUUUUGGGUUGCUUUUCACAGAUGUGGCUUCAUGUCCAGACCCUGCCGUGGACUGUCACAGCCACAGGUAACCUGUUGCAUGCAGGUGGUGUCUAGCCAUGGGGGUGACUUCUUGCACAUGGGUGGCCUCCUGCAUGCACAGGAGCUGUUGCAUGCACAGGAGCCGUUGCACGCUCAGAAGCCGUUGCACGUGCAGGCAGGCACGGGCAGGGCAGGCAGCAGCGGCAGUGCCCUGUGCUGUUGAGCGGUGGUGGUGUGGGAACAUCCCCAGCGGGGCUGCUGGCAGAGACUGUCACUGCACAGAUCCUUUCCCCGCACCCUGCUCCCUUUCCCAUGGGCUGCUGCCCUUCUCUCCGUGCCCUUCGUUGUUGUAUGUAGUUCUUUUAAAAUGAGAUUUUAUUAAACGACCAUGUUUGAGA